CGCCCCUGUAAGUGACAACACAGCUGGCUGACGCACAAGGGGAUGUGAAACCUUCUGACUUCAGAGAUCAAAUGUGAUUAUCAACGACUACCGCUCCAGUGCUCAGAUCCCCAGUCAAGGAGUGGCGACAACCCUCGGCACAACACUCCCCCAGCGUUAUUAUUUUGCUGCUUUGGUGUUGAAGGCAGAGAGAGAGGGGGAGUUUACUGAUCUGUUUGGGGAGAGAACGAGCGAUAACCUUGGCCGGAGGCAGAGAGCGAAUACAAUCACCGGACUCUCAGAUACCGGAAUCGCUGCAAGGAGAGAUUUAAAAAGGAUCAGACCGCGUAUCUCUCAUCUAUAGAAACUAUAAUUCAUUGUUUUUUUUGCAAACUAUGGCUGCUUCAUCUGCUACAAGGGUCUUUGUGUUAUCCCUUGCGUCAAUUCCAGUGGCCUAUCUCUUUAAUGCGUUGUCCACCAACAGCAGCAACCCUUGGACAAUCCUUAUUGUUGCAUUUUUGAUCCUGAUUUCUAUUGCAAUAGUGGCAUUUUUCCUGGUUAAAAAAAAACCUCCAAAGGAUCAUUUAUUCUACAUUUACACGGUGUUUGCAUUUACUAGUGUGGUGGAUCUGAUUAUUGGACUUGAGCAGGAUGGACUUAUUGAUGGGUACAUGACACACUACCUUAAAGAGGGUGAACCGUACCUAAGCACAGGCCAUGGCCACAUGAUUUGUUACUGGGAUGGUUCAGCACACUACCUGAUGUAUCUCUUGAUGGUUGCAGCGAUUGCCUGGGAGCAGAGUUACAGGACUAUUGGCUUGUUCUGGGUUGGAUCGAUUCUGAUGAGUACUGUAGUAUUCGUCUCUGGAAACCUUGUUGGAAAGUAUGGCACCAAAGUUGGCCCUGCCAGUCUCCUGAUCAUCCCUUACUUUGUUCUUCCAAUGUGGGCUGUUCUUCACAUCUGCAACCAGCCUUUACCGAACGAGUCGACACCUAAGGCGAUUGAGAUGGCCCAAAAGAGGACCCUGAUGCAGAGACCACUGGACCUGGCGCUGGCCAUAUCACUCCUCUUCACCACCAGCUUCAGUAUCUUCAGAGGAUUGGUGGCUUUAGACUGUCCUGCCAAGGUUUGUCGGCAAUACCUGCAACAACAAGAGCCGUACCUGAGAGAUCCCGCGGCUUAUCCAAAGAUACAGAUGCUGGUGUACAUGUUCUACUCUGUCCCUUUCAGCGUUGGAACACUGUAUGGUCUUCUGGUUCCUGGAUGUUCCUGGCUCCCGGACUUGGCUCUACUGCACGCUGGAGGCCUUGCACAGGCCCAGUUUUCUCACAUGGGAGCAUCCCUCCAUUCCAGGACCCCGUACAUGUACCGAGUACCAGAGGACACCCAGCUGGCCUUUCUAAUAAUAAACGGACUCUACUGCAUCCUGCCGCAGCUACUUGCCCUGCGAUGUGUCCACUGCCCUGAGUUUUUCCUUAAAAGGAAAGAAGACCCAAAGACCAAGUAAACCCUCGUUGUAUUAAAUAUUUUAUUUUUCUGCCCCAAAUAUGUAUAAUUUGCUAAUUAAAUGGAUCGGCAGAUUAAAUAUUAGUAAAUAUACCAAUAGGAAAAUUGUAUUAGUGCCUUGUAAAUGAAGUUCAUUUUCUAUUUUGCUAUUAAUACUGUUUUAUUAACUAAAUGUACUGUUGUGCAAAGUUGUAGAUUUGUGUAUUUAAGAGCAAUCAAUACAUAAGUGCCAAACACAAUGCACUUAUGCUUCUGCCAGUGAUUUUAGCUGCAAAAUGCAAAAUGCUUAUUCUGUGCAGCCAUCUUCUUGCGUGUGGCGUGCACAGCCUAAAGUUGUUGGACAACUUGUUCUAUUUGAUCUUAUUUCAUUGUGCACGCCGGGUUGACUGCAUUCGUCGAAACAGGGCGGACCACGUGAAGGUUGCAAUCUCCCACCCCUUCUGUGCAGUAGAGUUAGUUGGCAAGUUUCAGUGAGGACUAGGGAGGGGAAUGUAAAUGUCAAGGUGAAGAUAGACAUAAAAUGCUGGUGUGACUCAGCGGGACAGGCAGCAUCUCUGGAGAGAAGGAAUGGGUGACGUUUCGGGUCGAGACCACCAGCUCAAUCAAGGACCAGUC
This is a messenger RNA of Amblyraja radiata (thorny skate), 2101 nucleotides long. RefSeq names its product transmembrane 6 superfamily member 1. Gene Ontology annotation, cellular component: lysosomal membrane. The transcript has 10 exons. NCBI's taxonomy places the organism in Eukaryota, Metazoa, Chordata, Chondrichthyes, Rajiformes, Rajidae. The record is from RefSeq and is a predicted model, not a curated record. The coding region runs from base 375 to 1487 and encodes 370 amino acids.